Cuscuta campestris is the source of this 848-nucleotide messenger RNA. NCBI's taxonomy places the organism in Eukaryota, Viridiplantae, Streptophyta, Magnoliopsida, Solanales, Convolvulaceae. The record is from the annotation of a GenBank genome assembly.
CAUCUUUUUUUUUUGUUGGCAAUUCUCAAAAUUAACAUUAUUAGUCCGUUUGAUGUUUCAGCUUAUUGAAGAUCUGGAACAUGAACAAGCACACAGGAGUUCUGGGCGUGUACAACUGCCAAGGCGCGGCUUGGAAUGCCGUGGAGAAGAUAACCAUGUUCCACGAAACAAAAUCCGAGGCAGUAACGGGUCAUAUUAAAGGCCGAGACGUCCACCUCAUCUCCGAAGCAGCAGCGGAUAUAGGCCCCGAAUGGAACGGAGACUGCGCGGUUUACUCUCAGGCAAGGGGCGGGCUCGUUGUCCUCGCAGACAAUGAAACCCUGCCGGUGUCAUUGAAAGUGCUGGAGCACGAGGUCUUCACCGUGGCGCCCGUCAAGGACUUGGCCCCAGGGGUCAGAUUCGCACCCCUGGGGCUCAUCGACAUGUUCAACGCCGGGGGAGCGGUUGAGGAGCUGAAGUACGGGGCGGAGGGGGGGAAGGGGGGAGUGGCAUUGGGGGUGAAGGGGUGCGGUCGGUUCGGCGCGUACUCGUCUGCCCAGCCAAGGGGGUGCACGGUUGGGGGAAACGUGAGGGAGUUCGAAUACGAAUCGGGGCCGGGACUCGUGACUUUGAACCUGGGGGGUUUGCCUGGGGAAGGGGAGAAAGUGCACCACGUUGUUUUUGAGUUUUAAGACUUUGAUCAUCAUGAUUCUUCGCCGGACUUGAUUUGGCGUCCAUUUGAGACACGCAGAUUGUGGUCUCCCAUGUUAUUUUAUUCUUCUCAUUAAGUUGCUUCUUGUUCAAUGGGGGGUUUGUUUCCCCUUGAUUAAUGGCUGUGAUGUCUCCAAUAAUAAAAUUUCCAUGAAUCU